Spinacia oleracea (spinach) is the source of this 1247-nucleotide messenger RNA. Its product is annotated as U4/U6 small nuclear ribonucleoprotein PRP4-like protein. Gene Ontology annotation, biological process: mRNA splicing, via spliceosome. Bases 1 to 1071 code for a protein of 356 amino acids. Gene Ontology annotation, molecular function: U6 snRNA binding; U4 snRNA binding; protein binding. The record is from RefSeq and is a predicted model, not a curated record. The transcript is spliced from 5 exons. Lineage: Eukaryota; Viridiplantae; Streptophyta; Magnoliopsida; Caryophyllales; Amaranthaceae. Gene Ontology annotation, cellular component: U4/U6 x U5 tri-snRNP complex.
AUGAAACCAAAGUUUGGGGAUAAUGUAUCCGGACGUGUUCGUACAACAAUCAAGUCAGUACCUCAGAAUGUAAAAAAGUUCUGUAUAAAGUCCUCAUAUGGGAAACCAGCUCUGAUUGGUGGUUUGUUUACUUCUUCAUGUGCACACGAUAUGCAGUGUAUUUCCUUUGUCUUUGUCUUUGUCUUUGUCUUUUUUGUUUUUGUUCUGGCCGGGGCCGGGGCGGGGAUAUGGAGAGCAUGGUGCUUAACUGUGCAUUCAAUUAGCCAUGAUUGUGGGGCCAUUGCCCUAAAUUAUGAGACUGGUUUGUCAUUUUUGAAGGCGAGUACUAAUGGUCUGUUUAUUGCUUGUUUUGUUUCUUUAGCUCUGUUAGUGGGGUUGCCAAGAUAUGGAGUAUAUGUUGCAUUUUCUCCUGUAAGUGACAAUGUAGCAACUGCCUCAGCUGAUCGUACUGCAAAGUUGUGGAACACAGAUGGCACUUUAUUGAGAACAUUUGAAGGUCAUUUAGACCGCCUAGCUCGUAUUGCCUUCCAUCCAUCUGGGAAGUACUUGGGCACUACAAGUUUUGACAAAACUUGGCGUUUGUGGGAUAUCGAAAGUGGUGCUGAGUUGCUUCUUCAAGAAGGCCAUAGCAGGAGUGUUUAUGCCAUAUCUUUCCAUCCGGAUGGAUCAUUGUUAGCAUCAUGUGGACUGGAUUCUCUUACACGUGUCUGGGAUCUUCGAACAGGGAGAAGUAUUCUUGCUUUGGAAGGCCACAUCAAACCUGUUUAUGGAGUUGAUUUCUCUCCUAAUGGCUAUCAUUUGGCCACUGGUUCUGAGGAUAACACUUGUCGGAUUUGGGACUUGAGAAAGAAAAAGUCAUUCUACAUAAUUCCUGCCCAUUCAAAGCUUAUUUCACAGGUCAAAUUUGAGCCUCAGGAGGGAUAUUAUUUGGUCACUGCUUCAUAUGAUACAACUGUUAAGGUAUGGUCAUCUCGAGACUUCAAGCUUAUCAGGACAUUGUCAGGACAUGAAGCAAGAGUUACACCCUUAGAUGUCACAGGAGGUAAGAUCUUUUCUCUUGGUAAACUGUAGUAAAAGUGAUGCGUGCAAAAUGGGAACUUAUAGUAGCAUCUCAUUACAAGUUUAUAACUGUCAUCUUGGGAUGGAAUUAUGGUAAAGUUUAUGGAAGUUGCCACUCAAAAACUGAAUUUGUUUAAAUACGUUACAUUCAACAACAGAGAUAAAGUGAAUGCAAUUUGAUAUAAAAU